Messenger RNA from Prosopis cineraria, 1374 nucleotides. Its product is annotated as G-type lectin S-receptor-like serine/threonine-protein kinase RLK1. Bases 1 to 1203 code for a protein of 400 amino acids. Gene Ontology annotation, biological process: protein phosphorylation. Gene Ontology annotation, molecular function: protein kinase activity; ATP binding. The record is from RefSeq and is a predicted model, not a curated record. The transcript has 2 exons. NCBI's taxonomy places the organism in Eukaryota, Viridiplantae, Streptophyta, Magnoliopsida, Fabales, Fabaceae.
AUGCUCUACAACGUUAAUUACACGCUAAAAUUGGAAUGGCGCACUAAUCCAUAUUUGACAUGUUCAGAACUCUUCGAGCACUGCCAUCUUCAAGACGCCUCCCCCCCCCCCUCAUUUGAAAGGAAGCCAGGAAUCCGCAUUGAUGACAAGAAAAGUCUUAUUUUAACUCUACUCCUAACUUUAGGUUCCAUUUCAUUCAUUUGCUUAGUGUUUGGGGCGUUUAUUUUCUUCUUCUACAGGCGUCAAGUCUAUUCAUACACAAAGCUUUCUGAAAGUGCUAGCUUGAGGUUUACUGAGGAUUGUACUUUACGAACAUUUUCCUUUGAUGAAUUGGUGAACUCAACAGGAAACUUCAAAGAGGAGGUUGGCAGAGGAUCUUUUGGAGUGGUUUAUAAGGGUGCAAUAUGUGGAUGUAACAGAAGCAUUGCUGUGAAGAAACUAGAUGUAGUUGUUGAUGAAGGAGAGAGGGAAUUUCAAGCUGAAAUAACUGCAAUUGCCCGAACUCAUCAUAGAAAUCUUGUUCAGCUCAUUGGUUAUUGCAUUGAUGGUUCAAAAAAGCUUCUUGUAUACCAAUACAUGAGCAACGGGUCAUUAGCAGAUUUUUUAUUCAAAGCCGAGAUGCGGUUGUCAUGGAGACAGAGAGUCAAGAUUGCAUUGGAUGUAGCAAGAGCCAUUUUGUAUCUCCAUGAGGAGUGUGAAGUUUGUAUUGUCCAUUGCAACAUUAAGCCCCAGAAUAUACUUAUGGAUGAAAUGUGGACUGCAAAAUUAUCCGAUUUUGGACUUGCAAGGCUAAUAAUGCCAGAACAUUCAAGUUUUACUACUAGAAAUGAGAUAACAAGUGGUUACAUGGCACCUGAAUGGCAGAAAGAUGCAUCUACGACAUCAGUAAAAGUUGACAUCUAUAGUUAUGGUAUGGUGCUGCUAGAGAUCAUCUGUUGCAGAAGGAAUACAGAUGUAAAGGCUUCCUCCACUGAGGAGAUAAUGCUUUCAAGUUGGGCAUAUAAUUGCUUUGUGAGAGGGGAAUUGAGUAAACUAGUAGUAGAUGAAGAUGUGGAAUGGAACACAAUGGAAAGAAUGGUGAAGGUGGCAUUGUGGUGUGUUCAGAAGGACCUAUCUUUACGUCCUUCAAUGAAGAAUGUGAUACUGAUGUUGGAAGGGCUAAAACAUAUCCCAAUUCCUCCAUCGCCAACCCCUCUUGUUUGAUCAUCGUCAAUAGUAUAUGGGGCUUUCUGCAUGAGAAUCAAUACAUGUAUAAUUAUCCAUUCUCAUUCCAGUUUGUAUUUACCUAUCUAUAUAUCCUGGCUAUGUCUGCAAUUGCAUUUUUAUUUUCCUUGUAUAUCCACUACCACGAAUGCAUAUGUUAAUUUCCUUAUA